AUGAAGGAGCGCCAGAAGGUCUUUAUUGCGGUGAUGGGGGUGACUGGGUCGGGGAAGAGCACUUUUAUACAGACAGCUACUGGAUCUGAUGAUGUCCAUAUUGGCCAUACGUUCAAGUCUUGCACCGCCGCUGUCUCUGCCCAUACAUUAUCCCUGGACGAAUAUGACGUUACUCUGAUUGAUACCCCUGGGUUCAACGACACAUUUCGCAGUGAGACGGAAGUCCUCAAGGAGAUUGCCAACUGGCUUGACUAUACAUACCGCAAUCCUCCACACGUCAUGCUCACAGGCAUAAUCUACAUGCAAUCGAUAACUGACCGCCGCAUGUAUGGCUCUACUCUGCGGAAUUUGAAGAUGUUUAGGCAGCUUUGUGGCGAAAGUCCUCUACGCAAUGUGGUGUUUACCACAACCGGCUGGGGUACUGCAGAAAAGUCGGGGGAGCUAUCCAAAGCCCUCGAAAACCAGGAGUCCCUCCGGUCCGAUCCUGACUUCUGGGAGCCAAUGAUCAGAAGAGGGUCAACUAUGGCUAAGUUUGAAGACACAAGAGCCUCUGCCCUGGCUAUUAUCAUGAGCAUUGUUGAGCGCAACCCAAUUCUCCUCAAGAUUCAGGAGGAAUUGGUAGACGAGAACAAGAACCUCAUUGACACCGCCGCCGGACACACAGUUAAUGAAGAGAUGAAGAGACUCGAAGAGAAAUACACGCAGGACAUUGCCAAAGUUCAAAAGGACAUGGAAGAGGCCCUUGCUGCUCGUGAUACCGAAUACCAUGCAGCUCUCCAGGAGGCCAAGGAGAAUUAUGAGCGUCUUCGUGAUGAAGCUCAACGAGCCCGGGACUCUCUACAAUACGAAAGGCGUAAUGAAAAACGACGCCUCACCAAUGAGAUAGAAGGUAUGAAACGGCAACUUGAGCGAGACAAGAAGAAGCAUGAGGAGUAUUUGGAGCUCAAGUUCAAGGCCCAGCAGAUCAAUGAGGAAAUGAUGUAUGAAGAGAUCGUCAAGAAACUCCGCGCAAACGGCCAUCUUCUCCGGGAUGAGGAACGCCAGGUAUUGGAAAUGAAGAUCCAAGAACUGGAAGCUGCAUCUGUCAACGGAGGAAAUGCUGUCAAUGGUAAAAAGAAAAAAGGUAAGGGAACCAAACUCCUGGUUGCGCUUGCACAAGUCUUGGGAAGUGUCACCAUGGGCUUAUUAGGAUUUCCCAUGCUCUUUGGAGAUCCCAUUGGGACCCUUGCUUCAAUAUUCUAG
Molecule: messenger RNA, 1242 nt
Organism: Trichophyton benhamiae CBS 112371
Lineage: Eukaryota; Fungi; Ascomycota; Eurotiomycetes; Onygenales; Arthrodermataceae
Exons: 2
Coding region: 1-1242 (413 amino acids)
Molecular function (GO): GTP binding
Source: RefSeq, a predicted model, not a curated record